Molecule: messenger RNA, 1743 nt
Organism: Epinephelus fuscoguttatus (brown-marbled grouper)
Lineage: Eukaryota; Metazoa; Chordata; Actinopteri; Perciformes; Serranidae
Gene: cdkl1
Product: cyclin-dependent kinase-like 1 (CDC2-related kinase)
Exons: 11
Coding region: 349-1407 (352 amino acids)
Biological process (GO): protein phosphorylation
Cellular component (GO): nucleus
Molecular function (GO): cyclin-dependent protein serine/threonine kinase activity; ATP binding
Source: RefSeq, a predicted model, not a curated record
CCCACAGGAGCCUCUUUUCCUUUUUUCCCUGUGGAGGUGGAGUCAGUCAGCUGUUCCUAUGGGAACUGGAGAGGAAAGAGGAGAAAUGUGUCAAGUGGAGUCGGUGGAUGAUACCGGAAGUGAGAUGAUGUCACCUUCAAAAUAAGAUGGACAGAUGAGUUGUGAUCGUCCACCUGGUUGUGUUUGGAGGAAGAAGAAGAGGAAGAAGCAGCAGCAGCAGCUCAUCACUGAGUGUGACUCUCUGACUGACCAACACCUGCGAGCACUUUCAACUCAAACCAAAACAGCUCCACCUCCUCGGACCGUCCUGGUAAAGAGUUGUCACCUUUGGAUGUCUGUAGCCUGACGAUGGAGAAGUACGAGAAGAUAGGAAAGAUCGGAGAGGGCUCCUAUGGCGUCGUCUUCAAGUGCAGGAACAGAGACACGGGGCAGAUCGUCGCCAUCAAGAAGUUUGUGGAGUCAGAGGACGAUCCCAUCAUCAAGAAGAUUGCACUGAGGGAGAUCAGGAUGCUCAAGCAACUGAAACACGCCAACCUGGUGAACCUGAUCGAGGUGUUUCGACGUAAACGGAAGCUUCACCUGGUGUUCGAGUACUGCGACCACACGGUCCUCAACGAGCUGGACCGCCAUCCCAGAGGAGUUCCUGAGCACCUUGUAAAAAGUAUAACCUGGCAGACUCUUCAAGCGGUCAACUUCUGUCACAAACAAAAUUGCAUCCAUCGAGACGUCAAGCCAGAAAAUAUCCUCAUCACCAAACACCAAGUCAUCAAACUGUGUGACUUUGGGUUCGCCAGGAUUCUCACUGGUCCGUGUGAUUACUACACAGACUACGUGGCGACUCGUUGGUACCGUGCCCCUGAGCUGCUGGUGGGAGACACUCAGUACGGCCCCCCGGUGGACGUGUGGGCGAUUGGUUGUGUGUUCGCUGAGCUGCUGUCGGGGAUCCCUCUGUGGCCCGGGAAGUCUGACAUGGACCAACUGUACCUGAUCAGGAAGACUCUGGGCGACCUGAUCCCUCGACACCAGCAGGUCUUCAGCAACAACCAGUUCUUCUGUGGAGUUUCAAUCCCAGAGCCACAAGAGAUGGAACCUUUGGAGCAGAAAUAUCCAAAUCUGUCACAUCAAGCUCUGAGUCUCAUGAAGGGUUGUCUGAGGAUGGACCCGUCUGAGCGUCUGACCUGUGAGCAGCUGCUCCAACACCCGUACUUUGACAGCCUGCGAGAGAAGAGCGAGAGCACCUCUCGAGAGCAGGACCGCUCCAGCAACAAGAGGACACGUUUACCUCGCAAGCACCUUCCUCCUGGGUAUUUGCCGCAGCUGACCAGCAGCAGCAUCUUCCCAGCGUUGGACAAUAAGAAGUACUACAACAACCUGCGCAAGUUCAACUAUCACCUACCGAACAUCUGAACACGAGCUGAAUGAAACUCGACACCAUCAGCGAGCAGCGUUUUCUGAAGACUCAGGAGACAAAGCACAAUCUGGUCACACCUCCGUUUUUUUAAACAAGAGGGUUCAACCACUUUUUAAAGUUUAUGUUUCAUCACUUGGGGUGUGUCGGGUGGCUCUUGAUACUGAUGUCAGUCUAUGCACUAUUCCCCCGACAUGUGGACUCGACGCAUGUUGGUUUUACGUACGUUGCCUACGUUUCAAGCUGUUUCUGUUGUAUUUUGUAGACGUGUGAAGACAAGGAGCGAUGUGCUGCUCUGCUCGUAGUCGCUGAGUAGACUGAAGGUAAAACUACCA